AUGAAAAUGUCAGACUGUAACUUUGUAUCACAGGACGUGAGCAUGGAUGGAACAAUGAGUGACGAUUCUAAUUUUGCUAGCACGUCAUCCUGGACCGGGAUCGCCACAUCAGAGCCGAUGGACGACAAAGAGAAGGAUGAGGACAUUGAAUCUUAUUACUUCGAGUCGGACCAUCUAGCGUUUCGCGGAAACAGCGAUUAUAACACAAUGUUGAAAACGAUAGCCUUACUAGAGGCACAAAGAAUUCAAGCUAUAGCAGACAUAGAGAAGCUGCAUGAAUGCAUGGAUGAUGCUCUAAAAAGCCCAAUUGAGUUUGUAAAUAAGCUGCAGCAUGGUGUAGAUCUAGGUUUACCAAAAGCACAGCAAAUUGCAGAACUCCCUGAAAUCAACUGGGAGAAAUACACAAGCUCGGUUGACUUUUCCAGUUUUGGAUUUCCUAAACAUGUGACUCGAUUAAGAAAGCAGUUAGUUGAGGGACCAAGCAAUCCAGAAUGCUUGGAUGACUCCGUGAAAGUGGAGGGUAAUAUGACAUUAGUGAGAGGUAGAGUAAAAGGAGAAGACAAGACAGAAACAUUCAACAAGUUAUGGACAGCAGAGGAACAGAAAAGAUUAGAGGAACUUUUGGUAGAAUUUCCUCCUGAAGAAGUGGAAGCAAAACGAUGGGCAAAGAUUGCAAAUGCACUUGGAAACAGAACACCUAUCCAAGUGGCAAGCCGUGUGCAGAAGUACUUCAUUAAGCUGGCCAAAGCAGGACUCCCAAUUCCUGGGAGACUUCCAAACAUUGCUUUUCACAGACCAAAGCAUUCACAUAGACAUCAAAGAUUCCAGAAGUUUUACUACCAACCAUCCACAUUCCUGACAUCCCACGAACCUCCAGUUUAUAUGUCAGAUGAUGAGAAUAAUUCAGAGUCCUUCUAUGGUGGUGAUGAAUCAAAAGAAAACUUCCUGAGUUCUGGAUUUGAUAACUCAGACAAUGAUGAAGAUCCAGACGAAGAUGAACUCAUUCCUAUUGAACUGAGAAAUACACCAGAGUAUGAAGAAUUGAUGCAACUGAAAAAACUAAAACACCACAAAAUGAAAGUGAAGAGAGAAGUGACCACAAAACAUUUUGGCUUCAAAUGUGAUGGUUGCAAUUGUGACCCAAUAAUUGGUACAAGGUGGCAUUGCCAAGAUUGUGAUCAAGAAGACUGUGUGGAUUUUUGUGAAAAGUGUGUCAAUAGAAACAUUGAGGUAGGACAACAUAACUCCAGUCACCGCCUAACAGCUGUAACGAAGGACUACACUGAUUAUGGGACACAUAACUCCAGUCACCAUCCAACAGCUGUAACAAAAGACUCUGCUGAUAGUGAUUAUGGGACACAGUCUUUCAUGCCAGAGGGAUAUAACUAUUUAGACCCAAAUUACAUGCCUGCAACAUAGGCAAAAAUCACAAACAAUAGCUGUACAUAACAAUGGUAAAAAAAUAAAUCAGUCUGUAGUAGAGUUUAUUUAAUUGCAACAACAGAUAUUUUAAAUAGCAGAUGGCUCUAAUAAAGGUAAAUAAUCAGUGUGUAAUGUAUAGUACAUGCAUUGGUAUAGUUUUGUAUGAACUUAUGAAGUGAGAUGUCUUUAUGUAUAUGUUAUAUGUGUAGUGUAACUUCCAUUUACUUAGAUAUACUCAGUGCAUAUAUUUUAUCACAAAA
Messenger RNA from Saccostrea echinata, 1682 nucleotides. RefSeq names its product ZZ-type zinc finger-containing protein 3-like. NCBI's taxonomy places the organism in Eukaryota, Metazoa, Mollusca, Bivalvia, Ostreida, Ostreidae. The coding region runs from base 1 to 1419 and encodes 472 amino acids. The transcript has a single exon. Gene Ontology annotation, molecular function: zinc ion binding. The record is from RefSeq and is a predicted model, not a curated record.